Molecule: messenger RNA, 921 nt
Organism: Lottia gigantea (owl limpet)
Lineage: Eukaryota; Metazoa; Mollusca; Gastropoda; Lottiidae
Exons: 4
Coding region: 81-443 (120 amino acids)
Biological process (GO): translation
Cellular component (GO): ribosome; cytosolic small ribosomal subunit
Molecular function (GO): structural constituent of ribosome
Source: RefSeq, a predicted model, not a curated record
ACCUCGUGGUGGUUAGAAGCUGUCUGGCUCACCGCUGUUCAAAGGUCUAUAAACUUUGAUUACGUCGGCCAGUUAUUAAAAUGUCUUAUGCUAAAGAAACCUCCAAGGCUCCUCCAGCCGAACAAGUAAAAAAUCACAGGAUUAGGAUUACCUUGACCAGCAGAAAUGUGAAAAGUCUUGAAAAAGUUUGCUCUGACCUGAUUUCUGGAGCUAAAGAUAAGCAAUUGAAAGUUCGUGGACCAGUUAGGAUGCCAACCAGAAUCCUGAGAAUAACAACCCGAAAGACACCUUGUGGUGAGGGUUCCAAGACCUGGGAUAGAUUUCAGAUGAGAAUCCACAAAAGAAUCAUUGAUCUUCACUCACCAUCUGAAAUUGUGAAGCAAAUUACAUCUAUAAGCAUUGAACCAGGAGUAGCAGUAGAAGUCACCAUUGCUGAUGCUUAAAUAUCAAGAUGAUCUGAUUCUUGAAAAAUAAAAAAAAAUGAAAAAUAUAACAUGUUUUACUUUGACAAUUCUUGCUUUGUGUUAAGUAUCAAUAAGCUUAUCACAUACAGGUUACUCAAACUUUCUGUAGAAGGGAAAGAAGAAUUUUGACUGUAUAGCUUGUUUUGAAUAGAUUACAUGUCCUAUUUAAUUUGAACAUAAGUGGUUUUGUCCCAAUUCUCAAAGGCAGAGCAAUCAAUCGGGAAUGUUUCUGACAAAUAUUCUGAAGGCUUAGUGGCAAAUUCAAAGUUUGUUCAAAGCACGAAUGAAGCAUUAGUAUACGGGUUCCGUGUCAAAAAUUGAAUUGCGUCACGACUUCUGACCUUACCCCAGUUACCGAUAAAACUGGAUAUGGGAAGCUGGUCGUAAAUGAAAAUGUUAAGCUAAUCAUUUGAUAAAUUAGGACAAUCAAUUUAACAUUAAAAUUAUUGUGGUCGGU